AUGGCUGAGUCGAUCAUGUUUUCAGUGGCCCCGUACCACAUCAUCUCUUACGGGACCUUGCUGGGGACCUCGUUCUUCCACUCAUUCGUCAAUGGCCCUGUCAUGUACAAGACGAUUGACAGGCCGGCCUUCUCAGCCGCCCAGAAGGGGCUCUUCCCGAUUUACUUUAGCAUGCAAACCGUCCUCCCGGCAGUCCUCGCCUUGACGUUUCCGGGCAGCACGCUGGCUGGCGUCCCGUCGAGCAUCUCCGGCCUCUUGGACGGAUCCAAUCGAUGGAGCUCGCUCGCCCCCAUAGCCAUCAUGUUUCUGGGCGGCCUGACCAAUCUCGUCGUGUUGCUGCCAGCCACUCUCAAGGUCAUGAAAGAGCGACGAGGUCAAGUCAAACGAGAUGGGAAGGAAUGGUACGAGCAGGGACCCCAUUCGGAAGAGAUGCGUGCCCUGAACAAGCGAUUCGGGAUGCUGCACGGGAUCUCUUCCCUCAUCAAUCUCGCGACAUUGUUCUCGGCACUCGCUUAUGGCUUCACCAUAGGCGCACGCGUACAGACCAUGGCGAAUGGGCUUGGUUGA
Hirsutella rhossiliensis is the source of this 567-nucleotide messenger RNA. RefSeq lists its product as uncharacterized. The transcript is spliced from 4 exons. The coding region runs from base 1 to 567 and encodes 188 amino acids. The record is from RefSeq and is a predicted model, not a curated record. NCBI's taxonomy places the organism in Eukaryota, Fungi, Ascomycota, Sordariomycetes, Hypocreales, Ophiocordycipitaceae.